GUGCCCGGAAAUCUUUCCCUCACACCCUCGUAAUCCCCAGAAACAAACAGUCCAGCCGCCGCCGUUCGACUAACUCGGUUCGUCUCAGAGUCCAAAAGCAUGCACCACACACUCUUUGCUGUAGUUUUCGUCUUCCUUUUCGCGAGCAUUACCGCAAGGGAAUACUACCCGAAAGGUUCCACAUGGCUUCUCAUGAAAGGCAUGGAUGCCCCGAUCCAAGAUUCACUUAAGCUUCCUGCAGCAGCUCCGGAUUCGACUAGCAACCCUUCUGUUCACCCUACCGCGGAAGAUUCGAACACUCAGCCCGAUACAACGGUGCCCGUUGAGGCCAACAACACUUCCAGCGACCGAACUAAAGCAGACCCUACUCAUCCCAGGAACAUUACAACUCCCCCAACUGAACCGCCUGCUAGCAAUCAUAAUUCCACUGCCCCUGCCAACAACGACGGUCCCGCCACCUCGCUCCCAGAUGUUCCUGCGCCCGAACAAAUUGUUAACAGCACCUGUCACAACAGCUCGACAGGAAAGAAUGUAACAUUUUCUGACAGAGCUUGCUGGUACGCUGCUAAAGCCUUGGCUGAGGCCGGUAGCUCAUAUGCUCAAUGCGGAACUUGUGUGCUCGGCUUGUUUGAUGCAGACAAGAAGGUAGCCUUCAAACCACCCAGUUCGAUUCCUGCUGCAAUUGUUCAAGAGCAAGCCAUGAAGCUCUUGCAUGAGUGCAAGGGCAGCUUGUCGAAGGUGUCGAAGCGUGAUACGGCUCCGAGUUCUGCAAACAAUAAUACUGCAAACGUCCAACUGCUUAUGGGGUUUAACGAAAAGCCCAAAGACUGCCCGGGCCUCUAAAUCUACAUUUUUGACAGUGUCUCCGUUCCAGUCGACCCGAUAGUUUCCAUCCCUCCUUGCUUAGCUUUUUCUCCACAUUCCUUCUUAGCUCGCGUGUGUUUAGUCGACAUGUUUCAAACUCCAAGUUUUAUUCAUUGAAUCAGUAGUGGUGCAGUGACGCUUUUUCCGUUAUUUACUGACAACUAUUUAUAAGAGAAAAUUUGUGGUGAGCAAGCAGAGGCAAAUCCGGUGCUUCAUGUGCAACUUUCACCUUUUGUACCAGUGUUGUUACUCUUAAUUCAUGAUACAAAGUUCCUCCUCAUUUGUCACAAACAAUAAGUUCAGACUGGUCCAAUACAUUCUGUGGGCUGCAAACAACAAUUCUCGACCAGUGGGCAACGAAGACCCAAA
Messenger RNA from Puccinia graminis f. sp. tritici CRL 75-36-700-3, 1233 nucleotides. RefSeq lists its product as uncharacterized. The transcript has 4 exons. The record is from RefSeq and is a predicted model, not a curated record. The coding region runs from base 100 to 843 and encodes 247 amino acids. NCBI's taxonomy places the organism in Eukaryota, Fungi, Basidiomycota, Pucciniomycetes, Pucciniales, Pucciniaceae.